This is a messenger RNA of Bombus pyrosoma, 2187 nucleotides long. RefSeq names its product putative malate dehydrogenase 1B. Lineage: Eukaryota; Metazoa; Arthropoda; Insecta; Hymenoptera; Apidae. Gene Ontology annotation, biological process: oxaloacetate metabolic process; malate metabolic process; tricarboxylic acid cycle. Gene Ontology annotation, molecular function: L-malate dehydrogenase (NAD+) activity. The record is from RefSeq and is a predicted model, not a curated record.
AUGUACAAAAUGACAACAGAUAGAUGUUUGACUGUAAUAGCCGGUAUUUUAGAAGAUUGUACUUUCAAUUAUAUAUGUUUCGUCGCUGAAAGUUUGUCUACGAUAUUACCGAAUUUUCAUUACAGAAGUAUUAGUAAAAGUUCUGCAAGAUGGAAUUGCUGGUUAAAAGAAACUUGUGAUCUUCAUGGAUGGACUCACACGAAAUCUCCUCUAAUAUGGAGAGAAAUUGGACUUAGUCGGUCUCAUGUAACUUAUAUUGGAGGUAGUUCCCAAUUUUGGGAAUUGUUGCAUAAUUAUUAUGACAUCAGUUUAUAUUUAAGCAAAGAAGAACUUGAUGCAUUACAAACAGACUUAUUAUUUGCUUGUAAUAUAAAGAGACAAAGAAGCAAACCUUUACAAGUACAAAAAAAAUACCUUCAAAUAAUGAUAAUAGGAGCAGGAAGAUCAAUGUGCCCCGAUCUUGUUCCUCAGUUACUAAUGACAAAAGAGCUCUGGAUGACUCAUGGAAUUGUUAUUAACUUGUAUGAUGAACCAGGAUGUUUCUUUAAACUUAGGAAAAUUUUUAGAGAUGCAGGAACAAUAGGUGCUGGCAUAAAUACAGUACAUAUUGUGGAAAAUAUCCCUGAUGGAUUAAAAGACUGUGAUAUAUUAAUUUAUCUUGACAGUUUAACACGAGAAGAAUAUGAAGGUACAGAUAAUUGGCUACAACGUAAUUAUAAAAUUAUAGCAAAUUUAUGUACACAUAUAAAUGAACAUGCACCUUCACAUAUGAAGGUAAUUUUCUGUUCAAUGAAUCUUCCAUGUUUUUACGCCAAUAUUAUGAUGGAACUUGUUACAAAAUUAUCAAGCACAAAUAUUGUAGUUGCUAGUGCUCAUUAUGGUUUAGAACUUAUAUACACAUUUGUAAAUUCACUUGGUCUUAAUCUACGAAACUUUGGUUGUCCACCUGUUUGGGGCUUCUUGGGAAUCAAUCACUUUGUAGAUGUUCACCAUAUGAUUCAAAAAUAUGAUGUUUAUUAUCCAAACAAAAGAGCUCUAAAUUCGAAUGAGAAUAUGAUACUACCACUUGGAACUCAACAUUCCGAACUGAGGUGGUUUUUUUACAAGAUACAUGAUAAAAAUCCUUAUAAAAACUAUUUGAAACGCAAGGCCCUUCUUCGAUAUCAAAUGGGCACAUCAGAAGAUUUUCCAAAAUGUAGAGCAAUUUGUGAUCUUUUAAAGUUAUGGUACAGUAAUAAAAAAAGCAUCGGGGAUGAAAUUAUAUCAUUAGGAAUUGAAUCUGAUGGUAAUAUAAAAAUAGUAAGAAUUGCAAAAAAUAAAAUAGGGAAAUUAGAAAUAAUUUACGUCUUAGGCUCAUUUGGUAUUCCAAAGGGAUUAGUAUUUUCACAACCAGUUUAUUUAAAAGAAUGUGAAGAUGGUUCACGAGUAUGGGUCCCUUUCAGAGAUUUCCCAAUGCCGAACAUGCCAAUUUCUAUAUUCCAAAGCCUUAUAGACACUGGUAUUUAUGUUAAGAAAAAAAUAAUUGAAUUAAAAAACAGUUCUGACGCAACAAAAUAAUACAUUUUUAAUCAUGUACACGAAUACGAUUUUAGUGCUUUACAUCCACUAAACUCUAUCUUUAUUUUUAAUCACAAAAUCAUAAUUUUAUUGUAUUAUUUAAUAUACAUAAAUAGCACUAAAUUAUUCAAAUUUAAUAUAUAUUCAAGUUAAUCGUUAUAAUAUACAUUUGUAAUCAUUAAAAUUGCACAUCUUUUUAUAACCAAUGCUUUCAAUAAACAAAUUUGACAUCAAAUUAAUUCAAAUAAAAAAUAGUUGUGACUUGCACAUAAAUGACUUCUAAUAAACCGUAAGUCACGAUAGUGUACUAGAAUUAAACUUAAUAAAUACAAAUAUCUUUACAGUAUUAUUAAUGAAAUAUAAGAGAAGUAAUGAAGUUUCUUAAGAUAGAUUUAUUACCUAGUAAAUACAAUUGAAUAAAUUAGCUAAGAAAGAUAGCCAUUGAUCGCUUUAAAAAAAUCACUGCAUUUUAUUGCAACACUUCUCAUGAAAAGAUAUUGGGAAUAAUACUUUUGGCCAUGCGUAAUAAUGUACUUGAAUUUAAUGUUACAAUUUUCUUGUAUACAGAAAAUGAUAUAACAAAUUGUUACCAGCUUAAAUCUAUCGUUAACAACUGGUAAUCUAUACCAU